AUGUCACCCCCACGAGAGUCCACGUUGGAAUGGUAUAAAGAGUGUAUCAUUUGGGCCAAGAGAGAAUCCCCAUCACCAUCGCCUCUUCGGAUCACUCUUUGGUACACAAUGACCAUUUCGGCCAACCUCGACAACGGCGAGAAGUUUGACGUCGUCCAGACCGAGUAUGUCAAGGAUGUCAACGACUCGUCAGCCAACUCGGACGACGGCGACCUUGAGACUCAGGAUGUCAACAUCGCAAAGUUGAUCCGCAAGGUCGACUACCACCUUGUCCCGUGGCUUGCCCUCCUCUACCUCCUCUCGUUCCUUGACCGUUCCAACAUUGGUAACGCCAACCUCUUCGGCCUUUCAAAGCACCUCCACCUCACCUCAAGUCAGUACUCGCUCUGCCUGGCCAUCUUUUUCAUCUUUUACGUCAUUUUCGAGGUUCCCUCCAACAUGGUCAUGAAGGCAUGGCGCCCUUCCAUGUGGCUCCCGAUCAUUAUGCUUGCCUGGGGCGUCGUCAUGGUCGGCAUGGGCUUCGUUCAGGAUUUCCACUCUCUUCUCGUCACUCGCCUCUUCCUCGGUAUCACAGAGGCCGGCCUGUUCCCCGGCGUCUCCUACUACCUCACUCAGUGGUACCGGCGCUACGAAAUCAGCUGGCGAAUUGCUCUCUUCUUCUCCGCUGCGACCGCUGCGGGAGCAUUCGGUGGGCUUCUCGCGAGGCUCAUCAACUUGAUGGACGGCAUCCAAGGUCUGGAAGGAUGGCGCUGGAUCUUCAUCCUAGAGGGCAUCCUCACCGUCGUCGUGGCGUCGGCCUCCUUCUUUGUCAUGUACGACUACCCUUGCACUGCCAAGUUCCUCACCACUACCGAGCGCAAGGUCCUUCAGGAGCGCCUUCACCUCGACCGCGAUGGCUGUAGCCAGGAGUUCAAGGCUCGGUUUAUUUUGGACGCCUUCCUUGACUGGAAGGUCUGGUGUUCGGCGAUCAUGUUCCACGGCUCGCUCUGCCCCGUCUACACCUUCUCCCUCUUCUCACCCACCCUUACUGCCAACCUCGGCUACAGCGCAGCCAAGGCUCAGCUCAUGAGUGUCCCUCCUUAUGUCGCUGCCGCUAUCGUUACCAUUACCGCCGGCUGGCUGUCCGACAAGAUUCAGCGCCGUGGUGUAGUGGUCAUCGGCUGUUCGCUCAUCGGUUCCCUUGGCUACAUUCUCCUCCUCGCCAACGUCUCGUCGGGUGUCAACUACUUUGGCCUCUUCCUCGCCGCCUCGGGCAUGUACCCUCUUAUUCCCGUUAUUGUCGCUUGGGGAAGCAACAACUGCGGCGGAUCGCUCAAGAAGUCGGUCGGCACCGCCAUCAUUGUCUCUGUCGGUAACCUGGGUGGCGUGGCCUCUGCCUUCAUCUAUCCCAAGGAGGACGCCCCGCUUUACCGCAAGGGUCACGCUGUCUGCCUCGCCUACUGCAUUAUUUGCAUUAUGACCGCCCUUGUCCUCUGGUGGUACUGCGAGCGCACCAACCGCAAGAGGGAGGCGGCCAACGCCGCUCGUGGUCACAGCUGGACAGCCGAGGAGAAGAAGGAGCUCGAGGAUGAGGGUGACAACAACCCUUGGUUCGUCUACGUUAUCUAA
Apiotrichum porosum is the source of this 1608-nucleotide messenger RNA. RefSeq lists its product as uncharacterized. The transcript has 3 exons. Bases 1 to 1608 code for a protein of 535 amino acids. Gene Ontology annotation, cellular component: membrane. The record is from RefSeq and is a predicted model, not a curated record. Gene Ontology annotation, molecular function: transmembrane transporter activity. Lineage: Eukaryota; Fungi; Basidiomycota; Tremellomycetes; Trichosporonales; Trichosporonaceae. Gene Ontology annotation, biological process: transmembrane transport.